Molecule: messenger RNA, 1149 nt
Organism: Lottia gigantea (owl limpet)
Lineage: Eukaryota; Metazoa; Mollusca; Gastropoda; Lottiidae
Exons: 9
Coding region: 1-1149 (382 amino acids)
Biological process (GO): cytoplasmic translational initiation
Cellular component (GO): cytoplasm; eukaryotic translation initiation factor 3 complex
Molecular function (GO): translation initiation factor activity
Source: RefSeq, a predicted model, not a curated record
AUGAGUAUCCCUGUAAUAAUUGAUAUUGCUGUUCAAGAUCAGACUGCAGAGUUAAGAAGCUUUUUGAAAUCAUCUGGAGCAGAAAUAUCUGGUGAAAAUGCAGAAGCUGGUUUAUUGGUUGAUCUGAAGAAUAUUAUUGAAGCUAGUGACAUUUGCUGGAAAGAACUGAACAAUGACGAAAUUGAAAUGGUAUUUAAUGGUAUUAUAUCAUUAGUAUUAUUAUUACCACCAAAUGAAGCAGAAAGUGUUGUCACAUUAUUUUGUGAGAAAGUGGGCAAAGCUCCUUCAAAUGACAAAAGAAUCAACAUACGAUUAAAAAUGCUGUGUAAUUUAUUUCAUGGUGUAGAGGCAGCGUCACCAUUAAGAUAUGUUGUAUAUUUAAGUUUAGUCAGACUAGCAGGACAGGCUGAUAUGUUACACAUGGCCCCUACAAAUCUAGAUGAGAUUAAAGUAUGGAUUGCUAAAUGGGAUAUAAGUUCACAAAAGGUACAGACAUUGUUAAGAACGUUACAUAAUGCAUUAGUUCAAGCCAAGGCACAAGAUUCAACUAAAGUGUUAAUAGAAUUAUUAGGAACCUAUACAGAAGAUAAUGCAUCCCAAGCUAGAGAAGAUGCUCAGAAAUGUAUUGUGACUUGUUUAGCUGAUAAAAAUAUGUUUUUAAUGGAUCAUCUACUCUCAUUAAAACCUGUCAAAUUUUUAGAGGGAGAGUCUAUACAUGAUCUGUUAACAAUAUUUGUUUCUGGUAGAUUAACACAAUAUCAACAAUUCUAUAAAAAUAAUACAGACUUUGUUACAACUUUCCUUGGUUUGAAACAUGAAGAAAACAUACAGAAAAUGCGAGUUUUAACUUUUAUGCAAUCCGUUGAAAAUAGAAAAGAAAUAGAUUUUGGUACAAUACAGAAAGAAAUGCAAAUUGAUGAAGAUGAUGUAGAAGAAUUUAUUAUCAAUGUUCUGAGAACGAAAACUGUAUCAGCCUCCAUAGACCAAAUGCAGAAAAAAGUUUUGAUAAAUUGGACAACUCAUCGUACAUUUGGUAAACAACAGUGGCAACUAUUAAGACAGAAAUUAACAAGCUGGCAAACUAAUUUGAAUGGUGUUGAAAAUAGUCUUCAAUCUUUAACUACUAUGUCUCAAACACCUCCAUCUUAA